Nematocida minor is the source of this 603-nucleotide messenger RNA. RefSeq lists its product as uncharacterized. Gene Ontology annotation, molecular function: GTPase activity; GTP binding. Lineage: Eukaryota; Fungi; Microsporidia. The record is from RefSeq and is a predicted model, not a curated record. The transcript has a single exon. The coding region runs from base 1 to 603 and encodes 200 amino acids.
AUGGAGUGUAGAGCUAAAGUGGUAAUUCUAGGGAGCUGCAGCUCGGGGAAAACAAGUUUGGCUAAAAAGUUUGUAAACGGAGGAUUUGAUCCGAACCAGCCAGCAACCAUUGGAGCAGCCUUCCAGACAAAGCAAAUAGAUAGGGACGGCGUAGCCAUUCAUCUUGACCUGUGGGACACUGCAGGACAAGAGAGGUACGGGGCAAUAGCUCCCUUGUACUACAGGGAUGCCAACACUAUUUUGGUGGUGUACGAUAUUACCGAUAAGCUUAGCAUAAAAAUUGCGCAGCAGUGGUGCUCGGAAGUAAGAGUGAAAAACAAAACAGCAUCACUAAUUGCCUUUGGGAAUAAAACUGAUCUGCUUUUUAAGACAAAUGAGUCAACAUCGUUUGUGAACAAGGGGUUCUCAGAUGCAGGGAUGGUCCAUCGGCUCAGAGAGAUCUCGGAGAUCACUCAGAAAUAUUUUGAGUCUUUUGAGAUUGACCACUUCACUGGGUCUGCAAAGACGGGAGAGGGUGUGGGCGCGUUGUUCAAACAUAUCUCCAAUAAGACCACGUACAGCGAAAGAAUAACAGCUGUACCUGACGUGUGGUGCUGUUUUUAA